This is a messenger RNA of Pipistrellus nathusii (Nathusius's pipistrelle), 1830 nucleotides long. The record is from the annotation of a GenBank genome assembly. NCBI's taxonomy places the organism in Eukaryota, Metazoa, Chordata, Mammalia, Chiroptera, Vespertilionidae.
AUGAGUAACAGCCACCCACUUCGCCCCUUUACUGCAGUGGGGGAAAUUGAUCACGUGCACAUUUUAUCUGAACAUAUUGGUGCCUUGUUGAUUGGGGAAGAAUAUGGUGAUGUCACAUUUGUUGUGGAAAAGAAGCGUUUUCCUGCUCACCGAGUAAUUUUAGCAGCGAGGUGCCAAUAUUUUCGAGCAUUGCUGUAUGGUGGAAUGCGAGAAUCUCAGCCAGAAGCAGAAAUCCCCCUCCAGGACACCACUGCGGAAGCCUUCACCAUGCUACUCAAGUACAUCUACACUGGGCGGGCGACACUGACAGAUGAGAAGGAGGAGGUGCUGCUGGACUUUCUGAGCCUGGCUCAUAAAUAUGGAUUUCCAGAGCUGGAGGAUUCUACCUCUGAGUAUCUCUGCACCAUACUCAACAUUCAGAAUGUCUGUAUGACUUUUGACGUGGCCAGUCUCUACUCACUGCCCAAGUUAACUUGCAUGUGCUGCAUGUUUAUGGACAGAAAUGCUCAGGAGGUGCUCUCGAGUGAAGGCUUCCUCUCUCUUUCUAAGACAGCACUUCUAAACAUCGUAUUAAGAGACUCAUUUGCAGCUCCUGAAAAAGAUAUUUUCCUAGCCUUGUUUAAUUGGUGUAAGCACAAUUCAAAGGAGAAUCAUGCAGAAAUCAUGCAGGCUGUGCGUUUGCCUCUGAUGAGCCUCACCGAACUGCUCAAUGUUGUGAGGCCUUCGGGACUGCUGUCUCCUGAUGCCAUUCUGGAUGCUAUUAAAGUUCGAUCAGAGAGCCGGGAUAUGGACCUCAAUUACAGAGGCAUGCUCAUACCAGAAGAAAACAUUGCAACUAUGAAGUAUGGAGCCCAGGUUGUUAAAGGGGAGCUGAAAUCUGCCUUACUAGAUGGUGAUACUCAAAAUUAUGAUUUGGACCAUGGAUUUUCCAGACAUCCAAUAGAUGACGACUGUCGUUCUGGCAUUGAAAUUAAGCUAGGUCAGCCAUCUAUUAUCAAUCACAUACGGAUUCUCCUGUGGGAUCGAGAUAGCCGGUCUUAUUCCUACUUCAUUGAAGUGUCCAUGGAUGAACUUGAUUGGAUCAGAGUGAUUGAUCAUUCACAGUAUCUGUGUCGUUCUUGGCAAAAGUUAUAUUUUCCAGCCCGUGUUUGCAGAUAUAUUCGAAUAGUUGGGACUCACAACACAGUGAACAAGAUUUUUCACAUCGUGGCUUUUGAAUGCAUGUUUACAAAUCAAACCUUCACUCUCGAGAAGGGCCUGAUAGUUCCCAAGGAGAAUGUCGCAACGAUUGCUGAUUGUGCCAGUGUGAUUGAAGGAGUCAGUCGGAGCCGAAACGCCUUGCUGAAUGGGGACACCAAGAAUUAUGAUUGGGAUUCUGGCUACACAUGCCAUCAACUAGGAAGCGGGGCCAUUGUGGUUCAGCUGGCACAGCCGUACAUGAUUGGGUCAAUACGGUUAUUACUUUGGGACUGUGAUGAUCGAAGCUACAGCUACUACAUUGAGGUUUCCACCAACCAGCAACAGUGGACCAUGGUGGCCGACAGAACUAAAGUCUCCUGCAAGUCUUGGCAGUCGGUAACGUUUGAAAGACAGCCUGCCUCCUUCAUCCGAAUCGUUGGAACACACAACACAGCAAAUGAGGUGUUCCACUGCGUCCACUUCGAGUGUCCGGAGCAGCAGAGCAGCCUGAAGGAGGAAAGCAGUGAGGAGCCGGGGGCAGGGGACCCCAGUCCGGCCGGUCAGCCACCCGAGCCCCGCGCUCUGCAGGCCCCCGGCGGCGGCUCCCUGCCCGCCAGCCCGGGCUCGCGCUCCGGCCGGCAGCACCAGUGA